This is a messenger RNA of Bombina bombina (fire-bellied toad), 2608 nucleotides long. RefSeq names its product toll like receptor 2 (gene TLR2). The record is from RefSeq and is a predicted model, not a curated record. The transcript has 2 exons. Gene Ontology annotation, biological process: toll-like receptor signaling pathway; inflammatory response; immune response. The coding region runs from base 101 to 2452 and encodes 783 amino acids. NCBI's taxonomy places the organism in Eukaryota, Metazoa, Chordata, Amphibia, Anura, Bombinatoridae. Gene Ontology annotation, molecular function: triacyl lipopeptide binding; transmembrane signaling receptor activity; protein binding. Gene Ontology annotation, cellular component: membrane.
CUAGUCUGCAGCUGAACACAGUUCUCGGAAGAAACGCUCCUCCUCAGACAAUAUCCAACUGCAAGAGGAAAAAGUGUACAGGUGACACCAAUGCACAAUCAUGGAUUGUCUUUGCAAGAUUGUCAUAAUCUUUUCAUUUAUAACUUCCAUACUUUCUGCAGACUGUCCAUGUAACACUGUGGGUGUUUGUGAUUGCUCAUCAAUGAACUUUGAAACAUUUCCUCAUAACUUACCUGAAGAUGUACAGGUGUUGAACUUGUCCAGCAACAGAAUACAAAUUGUUACUGAAAAUGAUCUGCAAACGUACGAGAAACUGAAAAUUCUCCUAUUACAGCAUAACUCAAUUCAUACAAUCCAGGAUAACUCUUUUGACUCCCUAAAAAGCCUUGGGGAAUUAGAUUUGUCAUUCAACAAAUUAGCACUUUUGAAAUCUGCUUGGUUUAAAAAUCUUUCUAUGUUGAAGUAUUUACGUCUCCAAGAUAAUCUGUAUUCAUCACUUGGUACCACCCCCCUCUUCGCCUUUCUUCCAUCCUUGAAGUGGUUAGAAAUUGGAGGUGCUUAUUACUUUGUUAUUGAAAAGCAAAAUUUUUACGGACUGGAGAGUUUAAGUACAAUUAAUAUCAAAGGACCAAAUCUCAAACAAUAUGAAACUGGAAGCUUAAAAUUAAUAAAAAGCAUAGAUCAUAUUAUAUUAAAUGUGAACACCACCGUAUUACCUGAUAUUGUUGGAGACCUUGUAAGUAAUGUGGAACUGCUAGAAAUAUACAAAACGUCACUUGCAGAUCCUGACGAUGUAUCUGCAUUUUCACUCCUUGAUAACACAAGUGUGAAAAAGAUCAAAUUCAAAAAUAGUUUAGUAACUGAUUCUAGUACAGCAAAACUUAUUGAAUUGUUUGACCUUUAUAAUAAUGUUACUGAAUUUAUCAUGGAGGACUGUGAACUAAAGGGAACAGGACAAGGUCAUCCAUUUUUAAAGCGUAAGAAUAGUUCAGUUACAACUGCGGUUAUAAACUAUUUGUAUAUACCAAAUUUCUUCUUGUUUUCUGAUCUACAUUUUAUGUAUAAUUUUGUGCACCAUUUUAAAAGCAUUACCUGCACUAAUUCAAAAGUAUUUUUAAUCCCUUGCCAGUUUUCUAAAUCAUUUUCAUCUCUUGUAUAUCUAGAUCUCACUGGCAAUUUGCUUGCAGAUUAUUUUUUAGCAAGUUCAGCCUGCUAUCCUCAAAGUAAAGAUGCAUGGCCCUUAUUGCAGACUUUAAAUGUGAGCAAAAAUCUUCUAAAGUUACUACCAUAUGUUGCAGAAAUGUUCUAUGAUCAUCCACACCUAACUAAUCUUGAUAUAAGUCAAAACAACUUUGGUGAUUUAGCAAUCUCUUUGUGCAAAUGGUCUCUAAAGCUGAAAUACCUAAAUAUCUCAAGCUGUCAAAUAAAGAACAUACACAGAUGCAUUCCUCAUGCUUUAGAAGUCUUGGAUAUAAGCAAUAAUUAUCUCACAGAAUUUAUGGCAGAUCUGCCAUUUUUAAGGGAACUUGAUAUAUCAAACAACAGGCUAGUAAAACUGCCAGGAGAUGCCCACCUUCCAAGUUUAGUAAAUCUGUUCAUCAGUAGAAAUAAACUAAAUGAUUUCUAUAAAUCAGAUUUGAAAGUGUACAGCAACUUGACAAAUCUGGAUGGAAGAGAAAACAACUAUGUAUGCUCAUGCAAUUUUUUGCCUUUUAUACAAACUCAGAACAUGGUUACACUUAUUGGUUGGCCUGAUAACUACACAUGUGAUUCACCUUCUUCAUUAAGAGGUAGACUUAUAGAAGAUGCAACGCUUUCUGUGCUGGCUUGUCACAAGGCAUUAAUUGUUGCCUUAGCAUGUAUCAUAUUAAUUGUCAUCUUUGCUCUUCUUGUUGCUCUUUGCCACUUUCUUCAUGUAAUGUGGUAUGUGAAAAUGACAUGGGCUUGGCUGAAAGCUAAAAAGAAGCCUCUUCUUGUAUCUGACAGAGAGAUUGUAUAUGAUGCAUUUAUAUCAUACAGUGAACGGGACUCUGAAUGGGUUCAGAAUAUGAUGGUGCAAGAGUUGGAGAAUACUACACCCAGUCUUAAAUUGUGUCUUCAUAAACGUGAUUUUGUGCCUGGCAAAUGGAUUAUUGAUAAUAUUAUUGAUGCCAUGGAUAAAAGUUACAAAACUCUGUUUGUUUUAUCAGAACAUUUUGUCCAGAGUGAGUGGUGCAAGUAUGAGCUAGAGUUUUCCCAUUUUCGGCUCUUUGAUGAAAACAAUGAUACAGCCAUUUUAAUUCUUUUGGAGCCCAUUGAGAAGGAAACAAUUCCAAAACGAUUUUGUAAACUAAGGAAACUAAUGAAUACCCGAACAUAUAUGGAGUGGCCUUCAGAUGAAGAAGAGCAACAGAUAUUUUGGUUAAAUUUAAAAACAGUACUGCAAGAUAAUGUGGAUGCAAACACAUGCUGAAAUAUACUUUAUAUACAGACAAUGGCAACAAUUUAGUAUUGAAGAAGAAAACCGAGGAAAUAGCCAAAUAGACAAUAAUUUUUUUAAGGAACCGGAUAAAGUUGCUUGUAUAUAGAAAUACAUAGAAUAGUAAAAAAAAUAGAGGUCAAAAGUAAA